AUGUCUGACAAUACGCCCAUCCCCCCAACAAUCUCGGUGACCCUGUCCAUUAAUCCGCCGACAUUCACCAGGGGCUCUGUAUCACCUCCUAGUGCCACCAUCUCUAUAGUCGCGACCUUACACGCUUCUGAGCCGAUCACUAUCUUCACAUGGCACACCAUCUUCAAUCUCAAACUUGCCCAGCGCCGUAGGAACUUCAUCUGCACAGAUCUCACGACUGGUUUGCCCCUCCAGCUCGAGAGGACGAAAGGCCCCAAAAGACCACAGUUUAGUUAUGAACUCGGUGGCCAUGAUGACCAGUACUUCAUCACGUUGGAGCCAGAGAAAACUACUAUCAUCACCCACCGGUUCCUUCGAUCUGCUGGCCUGGAAGGUGACCGAGUCUUUAAGCCCACCCACAGAUACCAACUCAAAGUACGUGAUAAUGAGGAGGCCGAGUGGUGGCGCUAUGGAAGGAAGGAGGAUGUCAUGUCGCCUCCUGGUCAGUCUUCUCCGAAAGCAGGGUGUGAAGAUCCGAGUGGUCCGCCGAUCAAAUUGAGUCCUAUUGAUCCGGUUGAGUUUGAGGUCGAAUGA
Molecule: messenger RNA, 573 nt
Organism: Fusarium tjaetaba
Lineage: Eukaryota; Fungi; Ascomycota; Sordariomycetes; Hypocreales; Nectriaceae
Exons: 1
Coding region: 1-573 (190 amino acids)
Source: RefSeq, a predicted model, not a curated record